Mytilus trossulus (common blue mussel) is the source of this 1852-nucleotide messenger RNA. RefSeq lists its product as uncharacterized. Lineage: Eukaryota; Metazoa; Mollusca; Bivalvia; Mytilida; Mytilidae. The coding region runs from base 6 to 1778 and encodes 590 amino acids. The record is from RefSeq and is a predicted model, not a curated record. The transcript is spliced from 3 exons.
UGCUUAUGUCUUGUAAAAAGAUCAUAUUGGUCCUACUAUUUACGGGAAUGUUGGUUUGCCUCUCUGUUUUCACAACUCGUAAAAUGAAGACGACAAGUGAAGGGAAUCAAGAGUUGAAACUAAAACGAGAAGAAAAGGAAACCGGAAACCAAAAAUAUGCCGAUCAACUUAAAAACGUUCUUGCUGGCAAAAAAGGACAGGAUUUCAACCUUAAAAUUGGUAUAAGAAAUGAUUUAAGGAUGCAAGAUUGUAAAGAAACAAAUUUCAAACAAACAUUUCCUGAUAUAGAUUAUGCAUUUUUCGGAUAUAACAUCUUACGGGGUUAUCCACUGUCCAAUGGACACGAUCCUGGAUUUACGUUCCCAAUCUUUAAAACAGACUAUAGUGAAGGGAAACAAACGUCUGACUGCAGAUACAGUAUACCUCAUGGACUUGUUGUUGUUCCUGAUGUCUCGUGUAUAACAUCAUUUACUUCUUCUACUGCUCGGAACAAAUACGAGUUUUCGAAAUCCUUAUCGUACAAUGCUAAAGUAGAAGGCGGUGGCUUUUUCGGAGUCAGUUUUUCAGCAUCGUAUGGGUACAAAACUUCAACUUCUGAGAUGUCAUCAGGAGAAAAUGUUAAAAUAAUAUCAACGGCUAAGUGCAUUUACUACUACACUGAGCUUAUUCUGGAAAAUAUUCCUCGUUUCACUCCACAGUUUUUAACAUGGGUUAAGAAACUUGAUAAAUCAGAUGACUCACAGACAUAUCUAGACUUUUUCCAUCGCUAUGGUACACAUUAUCCCACUUAUACAACCUUUGGGGCUCGUCUUACAUACGAACACACGAUGAAAUCAUCUGACUACCAGAAAAAAACAGAAAAAGGUACAAAUGUAGCUGUUCAGGCAAGUUAUUCUGGAUUAUUUAGUGUGAGCGGGGGUUUUAACAUGGACACCAAUCAAAAGAAAGACAUAUCGGAGUUUUCUAGCUCUGUUACAACUAGGACUGUGACUGUUGGAGCACCCCCGCCAUCAAAUGGUGAUGCAAUGACAUGGGCUUCAUCAGUCAAAGAAAGCCCGGUUCCUAUGCAGUAUGAACUGUCUCCAAUACAUACAUUAUUUUCUGACGAAUACAUGGGAGCAUUAGGUGUCAAUCACAAGAAAAUUGCCGGCAAAAUGAAAAAUGCAACUUCAGACUACUGCAAAUAUCUUCUUAAACGAGGACAAGUCGAUUCUUGUGACCCACUCAAACCUGGUAUAAUGCUGAAACACACAAGCAUUAGUUUCCACUACAACAACGCACAGGCAAAAAGCCUUAGCGAAUGCAUUGAUCUUUGUGAAAACGAAAUAGACUGCCUUGCAAUGACAUACUGCACAGCCUGCAGCAGAAGCAGCUUAUACUUUCAUGUUUGUUAUAAGUACAACACAAAGAAUAAUCCAAAGGGUAUACAUGCGGCAUCCACAUUAGGCGCAAGAAGAUGGGAUAGUGUCAUAUUUACUUUUAAAAUAAAAGACUACGUGCAGCUUGACAAAACUGCUAUUCGGGGAAUAUCAAGAUUACCUGUUAAGAAAAGUAAAGCAGUCACAGAUGCAGCUGAAUGCAAGUGGUUGUGCAUCAAAGACGCAUAUUGCGUGGCGUACACAUUCUGUAAAUGUCCAAAGAGAAAGAGUAAAUGUCUAACCUAUGCCGAACAUAGAAUACAUGGACUUAAGGGCGAUGCUCAGUCGACCACUUAUUUCAUUGAUAGAAAUCGUCGUCAUUGGAUGGUGAAACCACCAUGGAAAAAAGGAAAUAAUUAACAAAAUCGAAAAAUUAAUCAAAUGUUUAACCGACUCAGUCAUAUGAAUAUGAAAUAUAAUUUUUGCAGAGUACA